UCUACAGUGAGGGGGAGGGAAUGAGUCAAUGAGUGCGCUUCCUGUGGCUAUCGUGACCACGGAUGGGACAAGACAAGAGGACUAGGCAGAAGGGUGAAAUCUCUACUACACUUAUCUGUUCUCAACAGUGCUGGCUGGCUCGUUGACAUCUGAUCUCUCGGCAUGGUUUGCCUGUGUCUACUUCCGCUUUUUCUCUCUGUGGUCGGUGCCAUUGACUUGCAUGUGCCCGAUAUUCCUGUCACUGGACUACUGGAUGAUGAUGUGACCCUCCCAUGCUGGUUCUUUACACCAGCUGACUUUUCCUUAAAUGAUCUCAGUCUUAUCUGGAAGUUGGCAGGCCCACAGCAAGUUCAUGCCUUUUACCAGGGUCAAGAUCAGCUUGAAAACCAGGACCCCAACUUUAAGAACCGUACAAGCCUUUAUGUAGAAGACCUGCAACGAGGCAACAUGUCUCUGCAUCUGCAAGGGGUCCGACUCUCUGAUGAAGGAACCUACAAGUGCUUUGUCAAUGUGAAUACCUCAAGCUCUGCAGCCUUGCGCCUUCAAGUGGCGGCUGCAUUUACUAAGCCCACCCUACACUUAGAGCAAAGUGAUGAUCUGAAGCCUGGGGACCAAGUGACAGUGACAUGUCACUCCUACCAUGGCUAUCCUGAAGCGGAUCUUCUGUGGCAAGAUGGUGAGGGUCGCAACCUGACGGAGAAUAUCACAACUUCACAGGUGGCUAAUGAGGAGGGGUUGUUCCAUGUUCAGAGCUCUAUAAGUUUCAUCUUGGAGACUAGCAACACUUAUACCUGCUUGGUAUAUAAUCCUUUACUGAAUGAUGUGACACAUGCAUCCCUUACUGUCACAGGGCAACACCUUUCCUUCCCUCCAUUGGCCUUGUGGGUGACUGUGGGACUUUGUGCCUGUCUUGUGGCUCUCCUUGUGGCUCUAGCAUGUGUGUGCAGAAAGCAACUCAAACAGACUUGUGAAGAAGACCAGGAAGAAGCAGGUAAUGAAGAGCAAGAAGAGAAUGGAGAGUUAAAGACAGCCAUGCAGCCUUUAAAACCCAGCACUUCUGGAGAAGAUGAUGAUCGAACAUACAUAGAAUGAGAUGCCUUAUUGCUCAGCAAAGACCUCAUCACCAGCUUUAUAACAACAUUUAAAAAAAGGGACAAAACAAAACACUGGACUCUGUGCUGGAUAUUACAAAUAAAACUUCACCGGAAGUUUCAUCAGCUUCAGUCAGACACCUGCCUUAUGAAGAUUGUAUAGUUUAAGCAUUUUUUUUUUUAAUAAAAUUAGGGUAUGUCAAAGUACCUGGUGCUUUAAGAGGGUCCCAACAUGCUUUGUUGAGCUGUGUGUAGGGGCCAUCUGUUUUGUAAACAGAUGCACAUUUUGACUCCCAGUUGCUGUGUAUGGGAGCCUUGUUUUAACCCAGAUGUGCCUGAAUUUAAGUUAUUGCCUAUACUGAAAGAAGCUGUGCUUUCUGAAACCGUUGGUACAUAAUGUACAGUCUGCACAAAGUAAAUGACACUGGGUCUCAGAGCAACAGGAAAUGGUCAGGACACUUUCCCACAAAGCACACUAACAUGUGGAUUGGGAAUUUUUGUUAAGAGCCUAUGUUAGCUAUGCUAAGAAAGUGUCUAUACUAAGAGCAAUUUGUUGGUUCCCUAAAAAAAAAAAAAGUGUGUGUUUUUGUUGUUAAUAGGUGACCUAAAUUAACUCUUACUAAUGUAUUAUAUGAAUAAUUAUGUGGAGUUUCCUUUACAGUAAUAAAUCCGCAGGACGGAAAAUCUUACAAUAGAAGUUGUAGAAAAACUGCUUGAGGGACGUUCAAUCUGGUACUCGAAAAGCCAGAGAAAAAGUAGCAAUACAGUGCCUUAAAACAUUGCUGUCUUGAAGAAUAAUGUAUAUAUAUUAUUUUUUUUUAAGAAAUGCAAUAGGUUUAAUUGUGUAGGUGCAGAUUUGUGAAUAAAAAGUAUUGAAGCCAUUGUA
Bombina bombina (fire-bellied toad) is the source of this 1977-nucleotide messenger RNA. RefSeq names its product CD276 molecule (gene CD276). Lineage: Eukaryota; Metazoa; Chordata; Amphibia; Anura; Bombinatoridae. The record is from RefSeq and is a predicted model, not a curated record. The transcript has 8 exons. Bases 163 to 1092 code for a protein of 309 amino acids.